AUGCCAACCUUUGCUCUGCAUGGAUGGUUGGACAAUGCCAACACCUUUGAUCGACUGGCGCCGAUGCUGCCGGAACUUGAUCUGGUGGCGUUGGAUUUUGCCGGUCAUGGUCUGUCAGAUCAUCGACCCGCCGGGCAGCACUAUCACCCCCUCACAGAUAUGCAGGAUAUUCUGGCUGUGGCUGAACAGCUGGGCUGGCGUGAAUUCUCUCUACUGGGUCAUUCCAUGGGUGCAGCCAUUGCCAGCGAGUUGGCGGCGACAUUUCCAGAAAAGGUUGUGCGAGCGGUUUUCAUCGAUGGGUUCAUGGCCACCGGUGGUGCAACCGCGCAGGAGCGUUUAGAGCAGAAUCGCAACGCGAUAGAGAGCAUGUUGAACGCCCAUAAGAAGACGCCAAAAAUUUAUCCGGAUCUUGAAACCAUGGCGCUGCGAGUGACUCAGGCAACGGAUCAGUCCAUGGCUGCGGCGCUGACCCUGGUCCAGCGCGGACAUAAAAUUGUUGAAGGUGGGGUGACCUGGCGGACUGACCCGCGCAUUCGAUUUGCAACCCCUCUGCGACCGACACGGGAGCAGAUCGAUCUGUUGCUGAAAAACAGCACCGCCCCGGGUUUAUUGCUGGUCGCCGAGCAGGGUGAUACCUGGUAUCAGGGUGAAAUUGAUGACGCCAGCGCGGCUCAUCCGCACCUCACUGUUGAGCGUAUGCAGGGACCACACCAUAUCCAUCUGGAGCCGGAGCACGUGGAUGCGGUUGCCCGUUACGUGCGUGAUUUCCUCGACCUUGAUGCCCUGUCUCGCGAGCGCGCUUAG
Molecule: messenger RNA, 804 nt
Organism: Symbiodinium necroappetens
Lineage: Eukaryota; Dinophyceae; Suessiales; Symbiodiniaceae
Source: the annotation of a GenBank genome assembly